Malassezia japonica is the source of this 1149-nucleotide messenger RNA. RefSeq lists its product as uncharacterized. Gene Ontology annotation, biological process: intracellular zinc ion homeostasis. NCBI's taxonomy places the organism in Eukaryota, Fungi, Basidiomycota, Malasseziomycetes, Malasseziales, Malasseziaceae. Gene Ontology annotation, molecular function: signaling receptor activity. The coding region runs from base 1 to 1149 and encodes 382 amino acids. Gene Ontology annotation, cellular component: membrane. The record is from RefSeq and is a predicted model, not a curated record. The transcript is spliced from 3 exons.
AUGACCAUCGGGAACCCGUACUUGGUCGAGUUUGAAGAGCUGCCUGUGUGGGCGCAGGACAAUGCGUAUCUGAGGCGCGGAUACCGUCGCCCUGGCGACGCACCACCGCGCGUGCCCGAAAAAGCGCCGCCUGUGCCGGAAAAAGACUCGGGCCUGCGCCGGCGCACGACCGCCGCGGCGUCCGCUGCGCCUGCCGCGGCGCCUGACACGGAGCCGACGUACCGCCACGAUACGUACUACCAGUGCUGGAGGAGUGUGUGGGACUACUGGCACAACGAGACCGUCAACAUUCACACGCACAUGAUCGGCGCGGUGAUUGCCGUGUUCCUCCUUGUGCUGCAGCUGGUCGAUCUGAGCGGCCUGCUGCCUCAUGGACCCUGGGCACCCUACUCGCUUCUCACGUUCCCCGUCCACACCAACGUCCUCCCGUCGACGGUUUCCGAAGACCUCGUCAUGCGGCAGAGCCAGACAAUGAUCCCGCCCGAUGCCGCGGACCAGGUCGUGCUGACGAUCUUUUUGGUGUCGGCGAUCAUCUGCCUGACGUGCAGUGCGACGUUCCACACGCUCGCGUGCCACUCGCAGCCGGUCGCCAAGAGCAUCAACCGCCUGGACUAUGUGGGCAUUGUCGUGCUAAUUGUCGGGAGCAACAUCCCUGCGCUGCGCUACGGCCUCUAUUGCCAUCCCAACGUGCACCACUUCUACCUCUCCAUGAUCCUGCUGUGGGGCAUGCUCGCGAUGUACACCGUCGUCCAGCCCAAGUACGCCACGCCCAAGUUCCGCCCAGUGCGUGCCGGAGUCUUUGUCGCGCUGGGCCUGAGCGGCGUUGCGCCGAUCCUCCACGGCGUGUACCUCAGUGGGCGCAGUGAGUUUGUCUUUUCGACCCUUGGCUACAAGUAUGUGGUAUGGAGUGGCGCGAUGUACAUCUUUGGCACGCUGCUGUACGUGGCGCACAUUCCCGAGCGCUUUGCGCCCGGGACGUUUGACUACAUCGGCGCCUCGCACCAGCUCUUCCACACGUGCGUGCUGAUCGCGGCGAUGCUGCACCUCGCCGCACUGCGCCACAGCUACAUCUUCUGGCACGCGGUGGAGACGACGACCGGCGACGUUGGUCGCGAGGCCGUGUGCCGCGCACUGACCAACUGGCCAUAG